CUGUUUGGUUAUUCUGUGUUUUUGUUUAAAUUAACCUACAAGAAUCAAAUAGAAAUUUACUACAAAUUUUUCAUUCAUAUUUAUUAUUUUUUCUAUUGAUCGAAGAAUCGAGGAUAACAAGUAGCAAUGGACAUGGACUUACGUUCUGUGAAAAUAGACAUCAUAAAAGCUAUUCAUAACUGCUCUCAAAGAGGCCUUUAUCAAACUGUGAAAUGGUUAUCAGAGUUAAAUUACGCUUUAAAUGAUGUGAAAUUAAAGGACAGCGAAAUUCCUAAAUACGAGGAAUCUGAAAUUGAACUGGAGGAAUACCUGGUAGCGAAGUCUUAUUUUGAUUGCAAAGAAUACGAUAGGUGUGCACAUUAUCUUAAGAAAUGUGAAUCACCCAAAUCUAAAUUCUUAUAUUAUUAUUCUUCUUAUUUGUCCAUUGAAAAGAAAAAGAUGGAUGGAAUGGCAGAUACCAAUUGUCCUCCUGAUCCAAAGAAAGAUGAUGAGCUGAGGAAUCUAGCCUCACAGUUAUUGAAAGAUAAUGUUAGAGAAAAAAUGGAUGGAUAUUUACUGUACCUCUAUGGUUUAAUUACGAAAAAAUUGGAUGCUACAUCUAUAGCUAAAGAUACGCUUCAGAGAUCUGUUGAGUCAGAACCAAUGCUGUGGUGCAGUUGGUUUGAAUUAGGAAAAUUAGUUGAGGACUUCUCUACUUUACCUGAUCACUGGAUGAAACAGUUUUUCAUUGCUCACGCUUCCUUAGAGCAACUGAGAAAUGAUGAAGCCCUUCAGAUGUGUCAAAGUUUAAGUAACAAGGGUUUUGUUAAGAGCAUGUUCCUUAUGUCCCAAUUAGCUUUAUGUUAUCAUAACAAUAGAGAGCUUGACAAAGCUAUCACCAUGUUCAGAAGGAUUUUGAAGUUAGAUCCAUACAGACUAGAUAAUUUAGAUAUCUAUUCUAAUUUACUCUAUGUACAGGAAAUGAAGACACAAUUGGCAGAUUUAGCUCACAAGGUUGUUACUAUAGAUAAAUAUCGAGUUGAGACCUGUUGUGUGAUAGGAAAUUACUACAGUUUGAGAUCUGAUCAUCCGAAAGCCGUACUCUAUUUCAAAAGGGCGUUAAAGUUGAACCCACGAUUCUUAUCUGCUUGGACUUUGAUGGGCCAUGAAUUUAUGGAAAUGAAAAACACCAACGCGGCCAUUCAGAGUUACAGGCGUGCUCUAGAAAUCAACAGCAAAGAUUAUAGAGCCUGGUAUGGAUUAGGACAAACUUACGAAAUACUCAAGAUGUACUUCUACUCUCUUCAUUACUAUAAGCAGGCUCAGCAACUCAAACCUAACGACAGCAGAAUGAUAAUAGCUGUUGGAGAAAUUUAUGAAAAAUUAGAUAAAAUCGAGAAUGCCCUGAAAUGUUAUUUUAAGGCCUGCAGUGUAGGCGAUGUUGAAGGGCUGGCGCUCAUAAGAUUAUCUAAAUUAUAUGAUAAAUUGAAUGAUACUGAAAAUGCUGCGGCUGCUUUUACAGAAUACUGUUUGAGGGAAGAAAGUAACAAAGAUAAAGCGUACGAAGAACAAACCGAUUUUUAUAAUGCUCUACAAUAUUUGGCCAAUUAUCAUAUGAAUAAAGGACAGCUUGAUGACGCCUACACAUACGCUUAUAAAUGCUUGGAUUGUGAUGAGACAAAGGAACAGGGAAAAGCCUUGUUGAAAGAGAUAGCGGCAAAAAGGGUGGAACGAGACAAUGAGAACAAAAUGGUUGAAUCCACAACAAGAGACCCUUCCGAAGCUGUGAAUUCCAGUGAUAUGAAUUUUUCUGAUAUGAAUAUGGAAAAUUAAUUCAUUGGGAUCUCUCAUUUCGUGCCUUUACUCAAAAAAACGGUCAAUAUACUUGAUUCUAUUCAUAAUAACAAUAUUGUCCAAUAAAAGCUGAAUAAAAUAUGAAUCGUCAAAAGAA
Molecule: messenger RNA, 1930 nt
Organism: Coccinella septempunctata (seven-spotted ladybird)
Lineage: Eukaryota; Metazoa; Arthropoda; Insecta; Coleoptera; Coccinellidae
Gene: Cdc23
Product: cell division cycle protein 23 homolog
Exons: 6
Coding region: 127-1812 (561 amino acids)
Biological process (GO): cell division
Cellular component (GO): anaphase-promoting complex
Molecular function (GO): protein binding
Source: RefSeq, a predicted model, not a curated record